GCCUUGCUUGCUUAAGCGAAAAACGAGCCAUCGAAUGUGUUGAAUAUUUUGUCGCCAGUAGUUCUUUAAUUUCCUUUUAGACCACUUUUAAUUUUCAACAAGAUUCCAUAUUAAAACGUCGCGCAAUCAAAAGCUUUUCUUCUCGAAUUUUUGCGAAUAAAAAAAUCAAGCCAAUGAACUAUUUAAACCUGAAUCCUCGCCGAUAUCCGCGUAUAUAGUUAGUUCGUACGUAGUACAACGCGGAGGUCAGCGAACCAUUAGAUAAAACUGGCUUCAUACCGUGUUUAUCGCGCAUCUAAUACAUGAUUUUCAAACCGUUACGAACACCGAAGAAGAACAACUUAAAACCCAUUGUAUCAUAAAAGAAAAUUUUCGAAGAAAUAAAUUUUCGAAAUAUCAAACAAGUUUAGUGUCGCCAAAUUUGAGUUUUCAAAAUAAAAGAUUUGUUUAAUAAAGAGGACAAGUGUAAAUUUAAAACAAAUUUUGGAUGUUUAAAGUGAAAACAAUUAUUGUUGCAACGUAAAAACAAAAAAUGAAAGAAACAAAAACAAACACGAAGAUAUCGUUGUAUUUAUAACGCGAAGUUGUUUCGAGCUGAUUCGGAGUCGUUCCGCGAUGAAUGCUUCCGUUGGUGGCGCAGGCGAUGCUGUUCGCGAGAUGCGACAUUACGCAGCGACAUUUUUAACAACAAUUUCAUUAACUCCCACAAUUUUUUUAAUACUUUUAAUAUUAUUUUGGGUAAACUAUUCGAAAAAACUAAACAAAUUAAAAAAGAAUUCUUCGCGGACGAUUCCGGGUCCCUUUUCGUUACCCGUUUUGGGCACAAGAUGGGUCUUCUCGAAACUGGGUGGUUACAAAAUGGAAAAAGUACACGAAUUUUACGAGGAUAUGUUUAGAAAGUACGGCAGCAUCGCUAAAGAGGAAGCUUUAUGGAAUAUACCGAUUAUUAAUGUUGUUAAAAAGGAAGAUAUUGAAAAAGUAUUGAAGUGUAGUGGAAAAUAUCCGAUGAGACCACCAACGGAAGUUAUUGCUUAUUACAGAAAAAGUCGACCCGAUAGAUAUUCAAGUAUGGGAAUUAUUAAUGAACAAGGUGAAACUUGGCAUCAUUUAAGAAAUAAUUUAACAUCAACCUUAACAAGUCCUCACACAAUCUCAGAAUAUUUAUCUGAAUGUAAAGAAAUGGCUCAAGAUUUUUGUGAAUUAAUCAAAUUUUCGAAAGAUUCUUCAGGAAAUAUUUUCAGUGUUGAAACGUUAACGAAACGUUUGGGUUUGGAAUCAAUGUGUGCGUUGGUUUUAGCACGAAGAAUGGGAUUUCUUGUACCAGAAGUAACGAAUAAAAUCUCAACAAAAAUGGCCCAAGCUGUACAAAAACAUUUCAUCGCUUGCAGAGAUACUUAUUAUGGUUUACCGUUUUGGAAAUUAUUUAGAACUGAAGCUUAUAAACUUCUUGAAGAAAGUGAAGAAGAUAUUUAUAAUAUUGCUUUAAAAUUAGUUGAAACGGCUGAUGAUUCUACAAAAAAUAGUGCUGUUUUUCAAUCGAUUUUAAAAGCUGAUUUAGAUACAAGGGAAAAAACGGCUGCAAUUGUUGAUUUUGUAGCUUCUGGUAUUCAUACGUUAGGAAAUACAUUAAUAUUUGUUUUACAAUUGAUUGGAAGUGAUAAACAUUUACAAGAACGUAUAAAUUCAUUAGAAAAUACUGAGAGAUUUAAUUUAAUUCGAGCUUGUAUUAACGAAUCAUUUCGGUUAUAUCCCACAGCUCAUUGUUUGGCUAGAAUAACCGCUAAAAAUUUAGUUUUAUCCGGUUUUGAUGUUCCAGCGGGGAGCGUGGUUGUUUGCCAUACAAGAGUGGCUUGUUUGGAUGAAGAAAAUUUCGAGAAACCGUUAAGUUUCCAACCAGAUCGGUGGAUUCAUGAAGAAAAAAGACAAAAAACUUUACAAAAUUCAAAUUUUUUAGUAUUACCAUUUGGUUAUGGUAAAAGAACCUGUCCAGGUAAAAGAUUUAUCGAACAAUCUUUACCAGUUAUUUUAGACGAGAUUUUACGUCGAUUUAUAAUCGAAUCAGAUCCUAAUUUUAAUAUGGAAUGUCAGUUUUUAAUGGCUCCUUCAGGAUCUGUUCGAAUGAAAUUCGUUGAGAGAUUAUAACUACUUUUUUAUUAUUUUUUGUUGUUUAAAACAUUUUUUAUCAUAAAAACAUUGUGAUAUAUUUUCGUAUGUUGUUGUUAAGAUGUGAUUUGUAUGUAAAUAGUUAAUUUUUUUUCAAUAAAUUUAUUCUUGAAAAAUAAAA
Molecule: messenger RNA, 2284 nt
Organism: Onthophagus taurus
Lineage: Eukaryota; Metazoa; Arthropoda; Insecta; Coleoptera; Scarabaeidae
Gene: shd
Product: cytochrome P450 family 24 subfamily A member shade
Molecular function (GO): heme binding; monooxygenase activity; iron ion binding
Source: RefSeq, a predicted model, not a curated record